CAGUCUCUCUCAUUCUCUCUCUUUCUCUAUGAGACACACACAUACACAAGCAUUCAUUGCUGAAUGCUGAUUUUAGCCUUGUAGUUCUUGGUUCUUCUUGUUCAUCUUCUGGUUUAAUACCCACCAUUGAUUACAACAGGAGAGAUUCAAGGGGAAAAAAAAAACUCAUUCUGAUUAGUGGAUAAGACCCUUCUUAAUCCUCUCCAAUAUUUAAGAAAAAUUCUCAAUCAGAGAGAGACCUAAUCUUUCCGAGAAAAUUUUUUUUUACCCACUAAAUCUGGGCCUAAUCUUUCAAAUUAGCUACUGAUCUCCACUAUACCCUCUCUCCUACAAAAUUAAACACGUUUCCUUUUUUUUUUUUUGAAGGGGUUCUGUUCAGUUUUGCUUUUCUUUUUUUUUUUUCCUUGAACCCAACCAGCUUUCAAAUUCCAAGCUCAAGUUCUAUAUAUAAUUUAUAUAAUUGAAUUUGUUAUUUUAUAUGUACAUAUAUAUAUAGGGUGGUAGCAGUAGUAGAAGACGUAGUAGUAGAAAUAGUUGGCAAUUGGUGUUGUUCUUGUUCAUGGACUGCUUGAGAGAAAUAGAAGGUAAACAAGCUCAUGAUCCUAUAUUCAUUGAAAAAAUGAAUAAAUCUUCAACACGCUGUGUAUGCGUCCCUGGUCCGGUGAUCGUCGGGGCAGGGCCGUCGGGGUUAGCGGUGGCGGCUUGCUUAAAAGAAAGAGGUGUCCCUAGUACAGUGAUAGAGAGAUCCAACUGCAUAGCAUCUUUAUGGCAGCUAAAGACUUAUGAUCGCCUUCGGCUUCACUUGCCAAAGCAAUUUUGCGAGCUUCCUCUCAUGGGAUUCCCUACUGAAUUUCCAACUUACCCUACUAAGCAACAGUUUAUUGACUACUUGGAGAAAUAUGCAGACAAGUUUGAUAUUAGGCCACGGUUUAAUGAGACUGUAUCACACGCAGAAUUUGAUCAAGUUCUUGGGUUUUGGCGCGUGAGGACUGUGGGGCCAAAGGUGGAGGAGACGGAGUAUGUAUGCCGGUGGUUGGUAGUGGCGACCGGAGAGAAUGCAGAGGCGGUGGUGCCAGAUAUUGAAGGAAUGGGAGAAUUUGGAGGUGAUAUAAGGCAUACAAGUUUGUAUAGAAGUGGAGAAGAGUUUACAGGGAAAAGGGUUUUGGUUGUUGGAUGUGGGAAUUCAGGAAUGGAGGUUUGUUUAGAUCUAUGCAAUCAUAGUGCCAGGCCUUCACUUGUGGUCAGAGAUUCAGUGCAUAUUCUACCGAGAGAGAUGCUUGGAAAAUCAACCUUCGGGCUGUCGAUGUGGUUGCUAAAGUGGCUGCCCAUGAGACUUGUGGAUCGGUUCUUGCUGGUAGUGUCGAGGGUGAUGGUCGGAGAUACGGCGAGAUUGGGAUUGGAGCGGCCGCAAUUGGGACCCCUUGAACUGAAGAACUUGUCUGGGAAGACCCCAGUAUUAGAUGUUGGGACACUGGCCAGGAUCAAAAGUGGAGACGUUAAGGUGUGUCCAGGCGUUAAGAGGCUGAAACGACAUGGUGUAGAGUUUGUUAAUGGGAAAAUGGAGAACUUCGAUGCCAUUAUCUUAGCAACAGGUUACAAAAGCAAUGUACCAUCUUGGCUAAAGGAAGGAGACAUGUUCUCGGAGAAAGAUGGGUUGCCAAGAAGGCCAUUUCCAAAUGGGUGGAAAGGUGAGUGUGGGCUAUAUGCAGUGGGGUUCACAAAACGUGGAAUUCUUGGUGCUUCAAUGGAUGCCAAGAGAAUAGCUGAAGAUAUUGAAAGAUGUUGGAAAGCAGAAGCUAAACAUUCUAUGGCCUUCGCUAGAUCACUUCUGCCUCAAUCAUCACCCUAAAAAAUUUUUGCUUUUUCACUUCUAUAUAUAUCCAUAAAAAAAGAAGAUUUCUUUUGGAGAAUUAUAGGAGAUUGGAGGGUUUUUCUUCUAUGGUGCUAAUUUACACAAUGUUGGCACCAAAGUUAGUGCUUCUCCAAUAGAGGAAAUGAACAGAAAAACCAAAAAAGAAAAAAAAAAAAAGGCAUAUAAAGGCUGAGAGUUAGUUGGGGGAAGCUGAAGCCUUAUCUUUUCAAAAUGACACCAGCCUGAAGGCCGGUCGGGAAGGAGGAAGAAAAAAAAAAAUUUUUUUUUUUGAGAAGAAAAAAAGGGCUUGGUGUGGCUUUGUGGGGGACCUCAGCUAUUGUGUACAUCUUGUACAUUACCAUUUUUCUCUAAUUAGGUAUGACUUUUUAGUGAAGCAAAAGAGAGAAGGAAGUGGUAGGUUGUUUGGUAUUUGUUUGCUAAGUGAUCUAUGAUUGUGCUUUAACCUUUUCAAUUUCAUCAUCUUCCAUGGGCUGAAUAUAUAACUUUCUCAUGUUUUUUCCC
Manihot esculenta (cassava) is the source of this 2374-nucleotide messenger RNA. Its product is annotated as indole-3-pyruvate monooxygenase YUCCA6. Gene Ontology annotation, molecular function: N,N-dimethylaniline monooxygenase activity; flavin adenine dinucleotide binding; NADP binding. Gene Ontology annotation, biological process: auxin biosynthetic process. NCBI's taxonomy places the organism in Eukaryota, Viridiplantae, Streptophyta, Magnoliopsida, Malpighiales, Euphorbiaceae. The transcript is spliced from 4 exons. The coding region runs from base 560 to 1849 and encodes 429 amino acids. The record is from RefSeq and is a predicted model, not a curated record.